AAGACUACCAUCCACUUGUUAAACAAUGCAUAUUCCAAUUCCACAGCCACAAAAAACCCUGCAUAUUUAUUUCUGGACCUCUCCUUUUUCUCCUAGUAUAUAUACAUAUAUACAUCUUUCUCUCUACCUCCCAAGUCAGAACAACACAAAAAUUUGAGUCAAGCUGACAGUCUACACACCUCAAACUGUUCUGCAUAUCUUCAGCUCCUUUGCAGUUGCAGUGCAUGUUCUCGAGGGAGAAGCAGUUGAUCGCUGCGCCGAUGGCGUCGGACAGCGGGUUGAGGCGGCUGUUCGAGAAGCCGCUGCCGGAGAACCCGACGCUGCUGGAGGCGCUGUCGGCGUGGAACCGCAACACCCACCCCAACAAGCCCAUCGAUCCGUCCUCUUUCACCGAGAUCUUCGGCGAGCUCCACUUCCAAGAGAAGCAGCCCGAGCGAGCCGUCCUGCCGCAGGCACCGGCGCCGGCGUCGUGGCUUGACAUCGCCACCGCCGCCGAGGCCGAGAAGAGCAAGGACGACUCGUCGCUGGACGCGCUCCUGAGGCCCAAGCCCGCGGCGAGCGCCGUGGCCACCGUGAAGCGGAGCGCGAGCUUCUGCCUGAAGAAGAGCUCGGCCUCGCUGCUGCUCUGCACCGAGGGGCUCGGCUCCGAGAGCACCGUGGACGCCGACGACAUGUUCAAGGACGGCGACGCCGAGGCCGAGGCCGAGGCCGAGGCCGCCGCGCUCAAGGGCGCGGAGACGGACGGCAGGGACGGUGACGCCGCCGGCGACGCGGAGGCGAUGAAGGGGGAGGAGGAGAAGGAGAGGCAGCCGAAGACGUUCCCUCCGCCGAUACGGUCGAUCGGGCGCGGCGGGAAGCCGUACGUGUGCUUCCGGUCGUUCCGGGAGGGCGGCCGGUUCGUGCUGCUGGAGGUGGUGAUCCCCGGGAAGGAGCUCCUGCAGGCGACGCGCGACGGCGGCCGGCUCAGGCUGCGGUUCGCCAACGCCGCCGCGGCGGCGGGUGCGGGCGCCGAUGAGGUGGUGCCGCACGGGGAAGACGACCACCACCAAGCAGCCAAGAGUGCAUGCAUAGACGACGACGAGAGCUAGCUAAGUGGUGCCGUUGAUGUCCUUGGUAUGCUUGCACACGGUAUACGAUUAGACAUGUGAUGCCAUGGCGGUGUAAUGCUUAUGAGAAGCAUCAGCGACCUAAGGCUUGUUCAUGUGUUUUAAGAAAGUGAUGGAUUCAGUCAGAAAUAUAAUUCAGAUUACAGUCA
Messenger RNA from Panicum hallii, 1255 nucleotides. Its product is annotated as protein FAF-like, chloroplastic. The transcript is spliced from 2 exons. The record is from RefSeq and is a predicted model, not a curated record. NCBI's taxonomy places the organism in Eukaryota, Viridiplantae, Streptophyta, Magnoliopsida, Poales, Poaceae. The coding region runs from base 225 to 1088 and encodes 287 amino acids.